Aplosporella prunicola CBS 121167 is the source of this 1781-nucleotide messenger RNA. RefSeq lists its product as uncharacterized. The coding region runs from base 141 to 1589 and encodes 482 amino acids. Gene Ontology annotation, cellular component: cytoplasm. The record is from RefSeq and is a predicted model, not a curated record. NCBI's taxonomy places the organism in Eukaryota, Fungi, Ascomycota, Dothideomycetes, Botryosphaeriales, Aplosporellaceae. The transcript has 3 exons.
CUCUGGCAAGCCGACUCUCUCCCCAGGACUUUAACAUCAACCUCUUCCCUCCUUACUCCUCCUCGCGCGUCCGCCUCCGCUCCCACCGCUAACCCCUCCAUCGGCGGGAGCCACUUCACCUUUGCAAGAGCACAGCAACCAUGAAAUUCGGACAGAACCUGCCGCGCAACCAGGUGCCCGAAUGGGCAUCCAACUACAUCAACUACAAGGGCUUGAAGAAGCUGGUCAAGUCGGCCGCCGAAGACGCCCAGAAGAAGGGGGGCGAGGCUGAUUUGGCUGAGUUUUUCUACUCCCUCGAUCGCAACCUCGAAGACGUCGACGUGUUCUACAACAAAAAGUACACCGAAUCUGCGCGCCGGCUGAGACUCCUACACGACCGUUUCGGUCAAGCAUCGGCCUUCCCAGAAGGCAUAGACAGGGAUGAAUUGGAGGAUCUUAUUGGCGCCUUGCUUGAGCUGCGCGGGCAGCUGCGGAAGCUACAAUGGUAUGGCGAGGUGAACCGGAGAGGGUUCGCAAAGAUCACAAAGAAGCUGGACAAGAAGGUCGCGCAUGCUGGCACUCAGCAGCGCUAUAUGGCGUCCAAGGUUGAUACCAGGCCAUUCGCCACCAACUUCAAGCUACAGCAGGAUAUGAAGGCCAUCAAUGACUGGCUGUCCGGUCUUGGUGACGCCAACACCUUCGACGAUGCUAGCUCUGUGCACUCUGCGGCUUCAUUGAAGAGAGUGUCUUCUAGAGCCAUUCUCAACCUCCCAUCUGGCCUUCUGGACACGGUCGACCAAGCGAUUCGCAAUGACGAUGCCUCCAUUUUGGAGGAGCUUCUUUUGGAGGCCAACACUGGUGAUGACAUGGGAAGCACCGGUUUCCAGAAGCUGCUGCUCAACCUGCUGCAGCGGUCGAUUUCGAACAAGUCUAGGAAGUGCAUUGACAAGUUGCUCUCUCAGAUCAACGUGCUCGAUGAUGAAGACGACUUGAACAAGCGUAACUGCAUUCACCGUCUUGUCAUCACAAUUGGUCGUUCGAAGUCGAACGAAGCGCAGGGCAACGGAACAACCGCUUUCCUGCAGGUUGCCAAUAGUGCUUCGAAUUACAUCUCACCGGCGGAGGCACCCAUUGCUUUGCCGCCCCAGAAUACUAGGACCGAGCAGGAGUCCACGCAGCUUCUAGGCGCAAACGAUGAGUCCAUCCGCUUGCUUUCAUUCUUGUUGGACCGCUUAAAACCUCAUCAGCGCUCUGCUCUCUCUUCGAAGGAUUCGUAUGGCCGUAUGCCCCUGCAUUAUGCCGCUCAGUAUGGCUUUGUUGUCAUUUGCCAGGUUGUCAUACAGCACAUGCAACAGUGGGACCAAUUCGACGUUUCCCAUGGCAUUGACUCGCCGGUUUGGCAAGACCUGGAGGGCUAUGCUCCUCUUCAUCUCAGCGUUAUCGGAGGACAUGCCUUGACCACGAAGGUACUCCUGGACUGCGAGAACUGGGAGGGUGAUGCUGGUGAGAAGUUGAGGCGGGAGUGGACAUUAACUACCAGGACGAACAGGGCGAGUCUGCGUUGCACGUGGCUGCUCGUUUCGGCCAUACCGAGUGUGCCAGAGCUUUGAUUGACGGCACCCCGGAUCAGAAGGCGAAUCUCAACGUCACGGAGAAGACAUUUGCUUGGACACCCUUGUUCAUUGCCUGCGUUGACGGACACUUGCCGGUUGCCCAACUUCUCGUCGAAGCCGGAGCGGAGCUGGAACGACCGGAUCUUUCCGGGUGGACAGCCAAGGAGCAUGCUGCGCUGAGAGGCCAUU